Molecule: messenger RNA, 659 nt
Organism: Trypanosoma grayi
Lineage: Eukaryota; Euglenozoa; Kinetoplastea; Trypanosomatida; Trypanosomatidae
Product: RNA editing complex protein MP90
Exons: 1
Source: RefSeq, a predicted model, not a curated record
AUGGAGGCAGCGGGGGGCGGCAACAGCAGCGGCGGCGGCGGUGGGGGUGCUGAUGGCGGUUCGGCGCCGCUUCUGUCGCGCCACAGCCGCUCCUUCAUGCAGAAGAAGCUGCAGAAAGGUGCCAAGAAGGAGGACGGUGACAAGAGGCUGUUCCAAAAGUCGCUGACAGGAGGCUCAAAGUUCCAGCGCUCACUGCAGUGCCUGACGACGUUUGACUGCCCGGUGUGUCGUUUAAAGAACAGCGUGCGUGUGGACUUGCAUGCAAAGGAGCGGCAGGCCGUUGUACGCUGCACGUACUGUAUGUCGGUGUGCCCACGGCCGCGCGACCUGCCGUACCCGUACUCCGCGUCGUAUGUGCCGAAACUCGAGAAUCGCGCCGAUGUCUUCUUUAAGUUCAACGAGCUCUACCGCAGCCUGGCGAUGGCGGUGCCGACGGAGGGUGAGGAGCACGACGUGAGCGGCAGCAACGCUGUUGAGGCAUGCAACUACAGCGGGGACGGUGUCCUCGCGAUUUCCUCCAAUCUUCUCUCUUCUGCUGCUGCUGCUGCCGUUCAUGAAAAGACGGAGACAGACGCAGAUGGUGGCCACGACGACGAGGAGGAGGAGGAGGAGGAAGAGAUGGAAGACGAAGAGGUGGGAGAGGGGGAAAGAAAGAGCGA